GUGGAUUUGAAGCUGUCAGGCCUUAGGGCCUGGUGAGAGUUGUCACAGUUGUUUGUUGUUGUGUAGCCAUGUUGGAACUAAUGAGAUCUGCCUCAGCGCCAGAGCUGUACUCGAGAUCAACCGACGCGCCCCACUCGGAUGCACGCAGCAGAGACUACGACGAUGAGCUGGCCCACGCACACUACGCGGACGACUCCAGGCAAUAUGUACACGAGCCGCUGACCACCAGCACCAGCGCCCAGACCAAUGCCACCACCAGCCGCACCCCAGAGCGCGAUCUCUUCGAUGAGUACACGUUCACAGUGCCCUCGCGUCUGGCCUUUCUCUGCUACGUGUAUGUUCUGCUGCUGAUACAGAUGAUGCUGGCCUCGCUGCAGUGGAUGAUGGCCACCUAUCGCUGGCGACCGCGUCUGGAGAGUGCCGAGCGCAGCUUCUAUUUGCUGCUGCUGCUGCUCAGCUGGCUGAAUCUGUCGCUCAGCUUCAUCGGCUUUCGGCGACUGCAGCUCACCUUUCCGCUCAACUGGAUCAUCUUUGUCUGCCUGUUCGAGGUGCUCACGCUGUUCGUCAUGUGCCUCAGCAUACGCGAACUGGACUUGACUUGGCCACCGCUUGUGCUGGCCCUUGGCGUGCUGCUUGUCUAUACGCCGCUGGGUCUGUGGAUACCGCCGACGCUCACUGCCAAUCUGUGGAUUCUCAUACUAAUGAGCAUGACUGUCGUUGUCGCUGCAGUGGUGGCUCUCGGCUCCGGCCUGGCCAUGCGCUUCUAUGUGCCCAUUACAGUGUCGCUGAUUGUGUUCGGACCCUGGGCCAUGUACAAUGCCCAGAAGCUGCAUCGAACUGCGCGGCUGGGCUACAGUCGCUUGUGCUAUCUGGAGGCGGCAGCUCAAAUGUAUGUGAACUUUGGCUGCACGGUGGGCGGCUUGGUGCUGGUGACGCGGCUGGCCAAGCAGGCUAUGGAUCCGGAGGGCUGUAGCUCGCAGAUAUUCUGUGCGCGACGGCAUUUGAGCCCUGAAUAUGGUUAAACUCAACACAUUGCUGCACACCCGGCGUAGUAUUAAUAAACGUAACUUUAUUUUUCUACUCUAC
Molecule: messenger RNA, 1086 nt
Organism: Drosophila busckii
Lineage: Eukaryota; Metazoa; Arthropoda; Insecta; Diptera; Drosophilidae
Exons: 1
Coding region: 69-1022 (317 amino acids)
Source: RefSeq, a predicted model, not a curated record